CUCAAAUACUACCCUUUCAUCUUCUGUCGACUAGUGUUUGGUAGUAGUACCACCCUGCCAGCUACUAGUCUAGCACCGAUUCACCCGCAUUCACGCCAACUACUCUAUCAUACUUCGCGCAAGUGAAUCUAAGCUAAACAUGCAGCAGCAAACACCUUGGAAUGCUGAUCCGCCCCCUCUUCUGCACCCCCUGUCCUGGAGGUGCCUUGGCCAUCCAUCACCUGGCCUUUUUCUUCUCUGAUCUACCUUUCUUUAUUUCUUUCUUCUCUUGCUUCCGUGCCACCCUUCAAUCUCCCACUUCCCGUCUAUCUUGAAUCGGAUAUCCGUCUACAAUGUUGGUUUGUCGCCUUUGGCCAGUAUUUCUAGUACUGGCUACGGCCUCCGCUGUCUCAGUGAACCCCUUGCCUGCCCCGCGUAACAUCACUUGGGGAUCGUCUGGACCCAAGCACUUGGCUGGUUUUGUGACUUUACGCGCCCCUAACGACACCGACGACAACAUCCUCGCCAAUGCCUGGAAUCGCGCCUGGAACACCAUAGUGGACCUGCAGUGGGUACCUGCCGCCACCGAAGCCCCCAUCUCAAGCUUCCAGCCCUUCCCAACUGCAUCUCCCAAGGCCGCUCAGAGAAUUAAGCGCGUCUCAGCGCCCUCGGUGCAAUAUGUCGACGUGGAAGUGAAAGACAUCACUGCGGACCUUCAACAUGGUGUCGACGAGUCCUACACUCUUGAAUUGACUGAGGGGAGCAGCACGAUUGAUAUCAGGGCCGCGACGGUCUGGGGAGCGCUUCAUGCGUUCACCACCCUUCAGCAGCUGAUCAUCUCGGACGGCUCGGGUGGCCUGAUCAUCGAACAGUGUGUCUCAAUCCAAGACGCACCCCUCUAUCCGUACCGUGGCAUCAUGAUUGACACGGGACGGAACUUCAUCUCCGUCGGCAAGAUCUACGAGCAGUUGGACGGAAUGGCACUUUCGAAGCUGAACGUCCUGCAUUGGCACCUCGAUGACACCCAGUCCUGGCCCGUGCAGAUCGACUCCCACCCCGAGAUGAUCCAGGAUGCGUACUCGCCGCGCGAGAUCUUCACUCAUGCAGAUAUGCGCAGUGUGGUUGCGUAUGCCCGUGCUCGUGCCAUCCGGGUGAUCCCCGAAGUUGACAUGCCCAGUCACUCCUCGUCGGGAUGGAAGAACGCGGAUCCAGAGAUGGUAACCUGUAUCAACUCGUGGUGGUCGAACGAUGACUGGGCUCUGCACACGGCAGUCGAGCCGAACCCGGGCCAGCUGGACAUCAUCUACCCCGGCACAUACGAUGUGGUGCGGGACGUGUACAACGAACUCUCGGAUAUCUUCCCUGACAACUGGUUCCACGUCGGCGCGGAUGAGAUCCAAGCCAACUGCUUCAACUUCAGCACGUACGUGACGGAGUGGUUCCAAGAGGACCCCUCGCGGACCUACAACGACCUGGCGCAGCACUGGAUCGACAACGCGGUCCCGAUCUUCCGCAACUACAGCGCCUCGCGCCGACUGGUCAUGUGGGAGGACAUCGUGCUCUCGACCGAGCACGCGCACGACGUCCCCACCGACAUCGUCAUGCAGUCGUGGAACAACGGGCUGGACUACAUCAGCAAGCUGACAACGCAGGGCUACGAUGUCAUCGUCUCGUCGUCGGACUUCAUGUACCUGGACUGCGGCUUCGGCGGCUUCAUCACCAACGACCCCCGCUACAACGUCAUGAGCAACCCGGACCCCAGCACCCCGAACUUCAACUACGGCGGCAACGGCGGCAGCUGGUGCGGGCCCUACAAGACCUGGCAGCGCAUCUACGACUACGACUUCACCACGAACCUGACCGACGCCCAGGCCGCGCACGUCAUCGGCGCGGUCGCGCCGCUGUGGUCCGAGCAGGUCGACGACGUGACCGUCUCCAGCCGCUUCUGGCCCCGCGCCGCGGCCCUGGCCGAGCUCGUCUGGUCCGGCAACCGCGACGAGCAGGGCCAGAAGCGCACCACGCUGAUGACCCAGCGCAUCCUGAACUUCCGCGAGUACCUCGUCGCCAACGGCGUGCAGGCGAGCCCGCUCGUGCCCAAGUAUUGUCUGCAGCAUCCCCAUGCCUGUGACUUCUACCGUGACCAGAGUGCCGUGCACUAAUGAGUAUGUACUCACGACAUAAGCCUUUGGUGUAACAGAUCCUUUGUUUUGGAGCACCCCCUCGUUGGUUUGUGGUCAACAUUGGAUGAUCUACGGGCAACUUAUGAAUGGCUGCUACAAGCCGAAUCAUCUUGCAUAUGUGUAUAAGUGCUACUUAAUCAAAUGGCAUAAAUCCACGAA
Molecule: messenger RNA, 2318 nt
Organism: Aspergillus aculeatinus CBS 121060
Lineage: Eukaryota; Fungi; Ascomycota; Eurotiomycetes; Eurotiales; Aspergillaceae
Product: beta-N-acetylhexosaminidase
Exons: 1
Coding region: 333-2138 (601 amino acids)
Biological process (GO): glycosaminoglycan metabolic process; carbohydrate metabolic process
Cellular component (GO): membrane
Molecular function (GO): beta-N-acetylhexosaminidase activity
Source: RefSeq, a predicted model, not a curated record